Hyaena hyaena (striped hyena) is the source of this 2502-nucleotide messenger RNA. Its product is annotated as contactin-associated protein-like 2. The record is from RefSeq and is a predicted model, not a curated record. The transcript has 15 exons. The coding region runs from base 1 to 2502 and encodes 833 amino acids. NCBI's taxonomy places the organism in Eukaryota, Metazoa, Chordata, Mammalia, Carnivora, Hyaenidae.
AUGGAUUGUGCAAAGUUCAUGUUCCAGGUGAUCUGUGGAAAGCCCCUAGGUAAUCACAAGAAGGAGGGCUUGUUAGGAGCAGUUCCAUCACCCCGAUCUCUGCGGAGUUUAUCAUCAAUGGCCAAUGAUUUGAUGAUUUUGCUGGAGAAUGAAACCUUCAUAAAUAUCUCUGAAGUUGGAUUUGGGAGGUAUUUAGGGAUGGCAUUUCCUGGGAACAUCAACUCUGACGGCGUGGUUCGGCAUGAUUUACAGCACGCAGUUAUUGCCCGCUACGUGCGCAUAGUGCCUCUGGACUGGAAUGGAGAAGGCCGCAUUGGGCUCAGAAUUGAAGUCUAUGGCUGUUCUUACUGGGCUGAUGUUAUCAACUUUGAUGGCCACGUUGUGUUACCAUACAGAUUCAGAAACAAGAAGAUGAAAACACUGAAAGAUGUCAUUGCCUUGAAGUUUAAAACCUCUGAAAGUGAAGGGGUGAUCUUGCAUGGAGAAGGACAGCAAGGAGAUUACAUUACCCUGGAACUAAAAAAAGCCAAGCUGGUCUUCAGCUUAAACCUAGGAAGCAACCAGCUUGGACCCAUCUACGGCCACACAUCUGUGACGACCGGAAGUCUGCUGGACGACCACCAUUGGCACUCUGUGGUCAUCGAACGCCAGGGCCGGAGCAUUAACCUCACCCUGGACAGGGGCGCGCAGCACUUCCGCACCAACGGGGAGUUCGACUACCUGGACCUGGACUAUGAGAUAACCUUCGGAGGCAUACCAUUCUCUGGGAAGCCAAGUUCCAGCAGUAGAAAGAACUUCAAAGGCUGCAUGGAAAGCAUCAAUUACAAUGGUAUCAACAUAACUGAUCUUGCGAGAAGGAAGAAACUAGAGCCCUCAAAUGUGGGAAAUCUGAGUUUCUCGUGUGUGGAGCCCUACACGGUGCCCGUCUUCUUCAACGCGACCAGUUACCUGGAGGUGCCAGGCCGCCUGCACCAGGACCUGUUUUCGGUCAGUUUCCAGUUCAGGACGUGGAACCCAAAUGGCCUCCUGCUUUUCAGUCAGUUUGCGGAUAAUUUGGGCACCGUGGAGAUCGACCUGACCGAAAGCAAAGUCGCCGUUCACAUCAACGUCACACAGACUAAGAUGAGCCAGAUAGACAUCUCGUCAGGUUCUGGGUUGAAUGAUGGACAGUGGCAUGAGGUUCGUUUCCUAGCUAAGGAAAAUUUUGCUAUUCUCACCAUUGAUGGAGAUGAAGCUUCAGCAGUCCGAACUAACAGUCCUCUUCAAGUUAAAACUGGCGAGAAGUACUUUUUCGGAGGUUUUCUGAACCAGAUGAAUAACUCCAGUCACUCCGUCCUUCAGCCUUCGUUCCAAGGAUGCAUGCAGCUUGUCCAAGUGGACGACCAACUGGUAAACUUGUACGAAGUGGCACAGAGGAGGCCAGGGAGCUUUGCGAAUGUCAGCAUCGACAUGUGCGCCAUCAUAGACAGAUGUGUGCCCAAUCACUGUGAGCAUGGCGGGAAGUGCUCGCAAACAUGGCAUAGUUUCCAGUGCGCUUGUGAGGAGACGGGAUACAGUGGAGCCACCUGCCACAACUCGAUCUAUGAGCCUUCCUGUGAAGCAUACAAACACUUGGGCCAGACGUCAAAUUACUACUGGAUAGAUCCUGAUGGCAGUGGGCCUCUGGGGCCUCUGAAAGUCUACUGCAACAUGACAGAGGACAAAGUGUGGACCAUAGUGUCUCACGAUUUGCAGAUGCAGACCACGGUGGUGGGCUACAGCCCAGAAAAAUACUCCGUGACACAGCUCGUUUACAGCGCCUCCAUGGACCAGAUCAGCGCCGUCACCAGCAGCGCCGAGCAUUGCGAGCAGUACGUCUCCUAUUUCUGCAAGAUGUCCAGGUUGUUGAACACCCCAGAUGGAAGUCCUUACACCUGGUGGGUUGGCAAGGCCAACGAGAAGCACUACUACUGGGGUGGCUCCGGGCCCGGGAUCCAGAAGUGUGCGUGUGGCAUCGAGCGAAACUGCACAGACCCGAAGUACUACUGUAACUGCGAUGCGGAUUACAAGCAGUGGAGGAAGGACGCUGGCUUCUUAUCCUACAAAGAUCACCUGCCAGUAAGCCAAGUGGUAGUUGGAGAUACUGACCGGCAAGGCUCCGAAGCCAAGCUGAGCGUGGGUCCCCUGCGCUGCCAAGGAGACAUGUGCUUUAUGUGGAGUCGGAGGGAAACAGUGCCAGGUUGCUAUGGGGAUUCUGUAAUGAACGUCCUGGGGGUCGUUUCCCCUCUUCUUGUCUAUGCCCGUGGUUUCAGCAAGUCUCCCGAGAGUUCUGUGCUUUCUGUGAUUGCGUGCUGGGCAUCGGGAGACCCAGAUUCUGCUCCUCGCAUAACUGGCUUUCCAGGAGACCUCAGGCAAACCCCUCCACUUUCUCACUGUGGUAAUGAGAAUACCACCUGCGCCCCAACUCCUCCUGGGGAAACCAUAAAGAUUUUAGUGCCUGGAUCUGGAUUCCUCGUAGCAUAG